Messenger RNA from Penicillium atrosanguineum, 1224 nucleotides. RefSeq names its product RNA-binding protein. The transcript has 4 exons. The record is from RefSeq and is a predicted model, not a curated record. Lineage: Eukaryota; Fungi; Ascomycota; Eurotiomycetes; Eurotiales; Aspergillaceae. The coding region runs from base 1 to 1224 and encodes 407 amino acids. Gene Ontology annotation, cellular component: cytoplasm; ribonucleoprotein complex; nucleus. Gene Ontology annotation, molecular function: mRNA binding.
AUGCCGUUUCUUGGUCGGGAAAAAGGACGCAGUCCAAGAUCUCGCAGAUCGGAUGAUGAGUUUGUUUUAUUCCUCCAAGGGAUUCCCGCCCACUGCCGUUGGCAAGAACUGAAGGAUCUCGUGCGCCAGACGGCUCUGCAUAUCCGACAGGCCGUAGUAUACGACGAUAGUCAUGGGAUCCCCACAGGCCUAGGACAGAUCAUUGUGAAGAAUGAAGACGAAGCAUGGCGCACCUAUCACCGGCUGUCCACCAACGGAUGGGACGGCCAAAGCUUGGUCGUGACGCUGGCACGUACCAGCGCACCUACAAAGCCCAUUGCUGGACCUACUAGAAGUCCACCAGCCGUGGAAAGUAUGCAGAACUACACAUCCGGCCACACAACACCUCCAAGGUCUCAGGGAAACCUGACCGUGCCCCCAUCGCCCAUUUCACCAGAAUCCAUCAAUUCAGCUAGCUCUACCUACCCAUACCCAGACUAUGCGCCCAUGAUGGGCCCAAUGGCAAUUCCGACCCAGCAUUUCAUGCCUAUGAUGCCCGACCAUAUGGCACCGCCGAUGCAGUGCUUCCCACCAUCGCCACUAAUGCGUUCCCCCAUGUAUGACAACCAAGGCUGGAACAUGGUUCCAAUGUACCCGGUCUCGCCUCUCCAGCUAGUCCACGAUGUGGGUGAUGGUUAUGCUCGUCAAGAUCCACUCAAGCCGUGGGCCAACUACACGGAGCCCAACAGUCCGACCAGUGGCGCAGGCCAACGGGCCGUCUAUAUCCAGAACUUACACACAACCACCACGGCCGCAGAUUUAAAGACCUUUCUACAGGGUGCAGGCACCGUUGAACAGUGCAAUGUAGCGGCCAUCGAAACAUUGGACAACCGAAACCAAUUCCAGUCCCAACCCCAUGGCUCAGCCAUCAUGCGCAGCAUUGAGGAAGCCAAACAAGCUGUGGCCUUACUCAACAACACUUCAUUCAUGGGGGCGCAAAUUCGCGUACAAAUGGACAACGGAUCCAGCACAUCUCGCAGUAGAAGCUGGGACUCGGCAAUGACUACCUCGGAAGACCUAAGCGUACCUAACCUGGAGUUCAGCCACCAACCCUUGGAGAUUGGCAAGAUUGGACAGGAAUUACAGAACAAUAGGACAUUUGAUCCCCAUAAGCCCUUGGUAGUGGACGGAUCGGGAAUGCAGAAGCGGUCAUUGGAGCUGCUGUCCACAUCAGCACCGACCUGA